UUUCUGGUUCAUCCGUUCAACGUUCAACUUAAUUUUUUUAAAUAUUAAAAAUACAAAUAUGUAAGAAAAUGACUUGAUUAUAAUUGCGGAUUGAAGACUUAUUAUGAGUGAGACAUUAAUAUAUAUUGAAUAGAUCAUCGUCAUAACUUUAUUCAUCGGAAUAUUGUUCAAUUAAACUAGGUAUAUUUUGCUGUUUACUUUAAAUUCUCAUACCUAACCUAAAUCGACUUUGCCAAAUUUAAAUCAAUAAUAUAUCGAAAUCAAAUAUAUCUUUCUGAAGGUGUAACUAAAAAUUUCAUGAAAGUUAAGCAAAACUUCGGUAAUCAAUUCAAUAAGGCGCCAAAAUUUUGAAAUUGCCUCCAAAUGUGAGCUUUUCCAUGGCCAACCGAAUUUUCAACCGCCAAAUCUUCGAGAGAUUGUCUAUGCCCUUUCGCGCCAAUUCAGUCGUUAAGUCAAAUCAGCCGGUUCAGAUUACACGUGUUUUUUCGGCUAAAGAACAAAAUAAUAGCAAAAUGCCUUCAAAAGAAAACGGCGUGGCUUUGAAACUGAGAUACUCCAAAGUGGUGCCGGAGGCCUACAUCCCGACCAAGGGUUCCCUGAAAGCUGCAGGCUACGACUUGAGGAGUGCCUUCGACAUAACCGUUCCGGCGAGGGGCAAAGCCCUUGUGGAUACGGGCUUGAAGAUUGAGCUCCCAGAAGGAUGUUACGGAAGGAUUGCACCUAGAUCGGGUUUGGCUGUGAAAAAUUUUAUCGACGUAGGAGCUGGAGUGGUCGACGAAGACUACCGAGGAGUUCUAAAAGUUGUGUUGUUCAACCAUUCUGAUACUGACUUUGAGGUCAGAUCAGGAGAUCGCAUAGCCCAACUCAUUUGCGAAAAGAUCUACUACCCAGUUUUAGAGGAAGUACAGGAAUUGACAGCUACUGAACGUGGUGAAGGCGGAUUUGGAUCAACUGGUACCAAUUGAUUUCUUAACUGCCUUUUUUUUAAUUUCCUCAAUGUAUUAUUUUAAUUAGUCAGUACCAGUUUAACUUGUUUUGUUUUUAUUAUAGUUCGAUGUCUCGAUAUCAGGAUGUAUGUCAACUAUUUCGUUGUUCCUAUAUUACUUUGAGAGUGUUCAUAUCCACCUGGGAUUUUUGUUUUUUAUUCUAGUUUUAAUUGUAAUACUUUCCUUUAAAUUUCAGUUUUUGAUAUAGGCAGAUCCGAUACAAUAUGUGAUACAUGUGGGAGUUCAAAGCUAGCUUCUGAAAUUACUGAAAAUACUGGAAAAUACAUGCUUUUAUUAUUACAAA
Leptinotarsa decemlineata (Colorado potato beetle) is the source of this 1290-nucleotide messenger RNA. RefSeq names its product Deoxyuridine triphosphatase (gene dUTPase). Gene Ontology annotation, molecular function: dUTP diphosphatase activity; magnesium ion binding. The record is from RefSeq and is a predicted model, not a curated record. Gene Ontology annotation, biological process: dUTP catabolic process; dUMP biosynthetic process. NCBI's taxonomy places the organism in Eukaryota, Metazoa, Arthropoda, Insecta, Coleoptera, Chrysomelidae.